AUGGCGUCGCUUCUCGCAGCGGCCCUGCCGUCUCUGCAGUGCAUGUCCAGCACGCGAGUCUCCUCCGCUGACGCAUUCCAAUCGCACGGCCCCACGGUCCUCUCUUCUGCCGCACUCGGCCUAACGUCGGGUUCAGGCUCGGGGGCCAGCGCCGCACUAGCUGCAGCUUCGGCAUCAGGCUCAGGAGCAGGUUCGGUGAAGCUGAUUUCCGUGGUCGGCGAGGCUGGUAACCUGGUUUCGCAGGGAAUCGCGUGUGCGCAUGGCGACGGGAGGGGCGGGAAGCGCGCCAAGUACAUGGAGAAGCAUCAAGCGGAGAAGCAUUUCGCGGAGAAGCAUCACCCGGGCGGGAUCAGCUUCCAGAUGGAUUCCGCCGUUGCCCCUUCCGCCCCGCCUACGCCCAUGGCGCCUCCGCCUGACCGCAUCUCCGCCAAACACGCCACGAAGCCCGCCGCGCCUGGCGGUGGUUCGGCGCAUGUUUCUCUCGAUCGCGCCACCGCGCCGCAUGCUUCAACGCCGGGGGAACUGGCGGCUGCGACGCUUGCGGACUGUCACCCCCCGUACAGUCACAUCCCGCAUUGUCACAAUCAAGGCAGCGGGGAGGAUCAGCUGCCCCCGUUAGUGUCACGCGAGGCUGUCGCGGAGGCGAGCCCGCUCGGGCUGACGCUUCGCAAGACGCCGUCGCUGAUGGAGUUCAUUUCGCACAGGCUGUCGCAGGGCGCUGGCGACGCUGGCCACGACGGCGCGGGCGACGGUUCUGACGACAUGGAUAUGACAGAAGAGGCGCGGACGGGCGUACCUAGCGGCGGAGAGGGCGGAGAACCUGCGGGGCCGGCGCAUACGAUGUGCGGAGGCGACGCGCAGCGGACGUCACGCGGGAUGGGCGGAGGGGGAAUGAACAGUAGCAGCAGCAGUAGCAGCAGCGAGGCGGAACUGGGUGGCGGGGGGAUGGCGCAGGGCAGCAGCGCGCGGGGGAAUGGAAGCCGCGCGCGGGACGAGCCUGUCCGCCCCGGUAGCGCUCCCGCGCACCAGCAGGCGCAGGAGCAGGGGCGCGCGCAGGGCAAGGGGAUACCAGCGCUAGUGGCGUUCGGCGGAGGCGCAACCGCGUCGGACGGGGGUUUCGCGUCCCCCGAUGGCGCGCUAAUGGCGGAAGGCGCGCUCGCGUCGUUUAGCUCGCCGUUCCCGGCGCUGCCGGCGCAACCGGCGGACAAGCUGAAGGCAUCCAACUUCCCCGCCACGCGCAUGACCAUCGGCACCUGGGAGGUGCGCGCGGGGAUGGGGGGUAGUGUAGCGCGGAUGUUGCGCGGAUUUUGCGCGGAUGUAGCGGGCAUGAGGGGCAUGGAGGCAGGAAUGUGUGACGGAAGGCGGCAUGCCGUGAGUGCGCGAGCAUUCCGCGCGUGGUGCCGUUCAAUGCGGUCUCGAAUCUGCGCCCCCCUUGUAUUCCUAAACCCGCUCUAA
Messenger RNA from Closterium sp. Naga37s-1, 1455 nucleotides. NCBI's taxonomy places the organism in Eukaryota, Viridiplantae, Streptophyta, Zygnematophyceae, Desmidiales, Closteriaceae. The record is from the annotation of a GenBank genome assembly.